This is a messenger RNA of Boeremia exigua, 2324 nucleotides long. RefSeq lists its product as uncharacterized. The record is from RefSeq and is a predicted model, not a curated record. Bases 361 to 1863 code for a protein of 500 amino acids. The transcript is spliced from 3 exons. Lineage: Eukaryota; Fungi; Ascomycota; Dothideomycetes; Pleosporales; Didymellaceae. Gene Ontology annotation, biological process: proteolysis. Gene Ontology annotation, molecular function: metalloexopeptidase activity; aminopeptidase activity.
GUGCUUGCUUAGCUUCGCGUGUAGCAGUGCUUUGAUUGGCGGACAUGCCGCACAUUCUGGGUCAGCCUCUAAUCUCACUAUGACCAGAAAGGCAGGUCGGAUCUGCCAAGAGUGCCAAGAACGCACUCUAUGCCAGUUCCAUGUAAUAGGAUUGCUGCUUGGUCCAUCGCAGGAUGGUUCUGUAAGCGGUGGGUUGUGUACCUGGUCGCUGGAGGCUUGACGGGCGAGAAGAUGACGAAAUACGGAAUGUCUCAUGCGGCAUAUACGGGACAGUUGAGUAUAAAGUGAGGGUCAGAGCUGUGUUUGAACUGGCCACUUCCUUCAACAUUCUUGCAGCCUUCGCGUGCAAAUUUGAUCAAAAUGGUUGUCUGUAGAUCGUUGACUGCUGUCGUCGCCUGCGCAGCUACCUUUGUGGAUGCUGCGGCUUUGUUGCCUCGUGCUAACUCCACCAAAAAGCUUGUCACUUCUGAAGCUCUGAGGCAUCUUCUCGAGAUUGACAACUUGUAUGCGAAAGCGGAGCACCUACAGGAGAUCGCAUACAGCACUGAGGGUAAGAACCGUGUUAUUGGCAGCAAGGGACACGAGGACACAGUUGCUUGGAUCAAGGAUACGCUUGGCCAAUUUCCGGAGUACUACACUGUGAAACUGCAGGAGGUUCCACUCCUAGUCGGUGUGUCAGCGAAUCUCUCUGCCAACAACAAGACCAUCGAGGUUUAUCCCGUUACGCUUGCACCCGAGGGUGACGUUUCUGGCCCACUUGUUGCCAUCCCUAAUCUGGGCUGUGAAGAGGCGGAUUUUACGGAAAGUUUGGAGGGCAAGAUCGCUCUUAUCAACCGUGGCACCUGCUCUUUCGGAAUCAAGGUUCAACUCGCAGCUGCAAAGGGUGCUCUUGGUGUGAUUGCUUGGAACAAUGCUGAGGGCACGCUCGAAGGCUAUUCGCUGCAACUCUUCGAGGAUUCCACUAAGCCUUAUGUCGCUGUAGGCGGCAUUACACUUGGCCAGGGCGAAUCACUGCUGGCUCAGCUUCAGGCUGGCGUCAACAUUGACGUUCAUCUGAAGACAGUCGUUCAGAAUGCUUCCAGCUACAACGUAAUUGCCGAAACGAUCGCUGGUGACCAUGAAAACGUCAUUCACGUUGGAGGCCACUCGGAUUCAGUCACAGCAGGCCCAGGAAUUAACGAUAACGGUUCCGGCUCAAUCUCAAUCCUGGAGAUUGCCAUUCAGCUGACUAAAUUCACUGUCAACAAUGCGGUCCGAUUUUCCUGGUGGACUGGCGAAGAGGCUGGUUUGUUGGGGGCCGAGUACUACGUCAAGCAGCUGUCACAGGCUGAGAAGGAUAAGAUACGUCUUUUCCUCGACUUUGACAUGAUGGCAUCACCCAACUAUGCGAUUCAAAUCUACGAUGGCGACGGUUCUGCAUUCAAUUCUACCGGUCCUGUUGGUUCUGCAGAAGCGGAGCACGAGUUCACUGCAUACUUUGACAACCUCGGGCUCAACCAUACAGAAAUCGAAUUCGACGGGCGCUCCGACUAUGGACCUUUCCUUGAGGCUGGUAUCGCAGCUGGUGGCAUUGCCGGUGGAGCCGAGGGCAUUAAGACCCAGGAAGAAUUCGAGAUGUUUGGUGGUGGCGCCGGUGUUCCCUACGACGUCAACUACCACGAGGACGGUGACACAGUCAACAACCUCAAUCUCGAAGCCUGGAUCGAGUUCUCAAGGGCUAUUGCGCACAUGACGGCUACGUACGCGCGCAGCUGGGAGACGAUUCCACCUAGGAAUGCAACAGCAUCAGUGAAGAGAUCUGAGAAAUACCACGAGUAUAAGAAAGUAUUCCAGAAGACCAAGAGGUACCAGAAGUGGGUUUAGAAACACGUUUUAUGCUCAAGUAGAAGGCAGUAACGGCUAGGUGUUGGACCAAUAGCUACACUGUUCUAUAUUGAAUCAAAGUGCUGCCCGAACCAGUGUUCCUAUCGUGCUUCCUGUUCAAGCUUGGGUGCAAUGCUCGAUACUCAGAGUAAGACAAGUGUGGCUGUGCUUUGCUCCGUUGAAGACACCCGUAAGGUGUCAGACUAGGAGGUUAGGGCCCUGGAUCGUACAUGAGCGUACUUUGCGAAAUGUCUUUCUGCUCGGGGCAGGAUCUUUUUCCGGACUUCCGGGCUCAAUGGACGAGCGUGUGUGCAUGCGCUUGACUGUGGCGCGGUUGCGGACGUGUGUGACAGACCCUUGCCCCACGCGCGGCUACAUCAGGGUAGGUAAAGCCGGGCGCGGCGGUGGUUGGCUGUUUGCUUUGUUUGCAUGGGCCACCGCCCCAACUUUCUGGCCAGCUU